AUGUUCAGGUCCAGUGUCCUCCGAUCCUUGCGCAACGUCGCUCCCUCAACCAGGGCCUUCUCCACCUCCGCCGUCGCCGAGGCCGAGAAGAAGAUCGCCUUGAUCGGUGCCCGCGGUUACACCGGCCAAGCCCUCAUCUCCCUCGUCAAUGCCCACCCCUCUCUCGUCAUCUCCCACGUCUCCUCCCGUGAACUCGCCGGAAAGCCUUUGGAUGGCUACUCCAAAGCCCAGAUCACCUACUCCAACCUCUCCCCCGAGGACAUCAAGAACAUGGAAGCGGAGGGUGAGGUCGAUGCGUGGGUUAUGGCACUUCCUAACGGUGUCUGCAAGCCUAUGGUUGAGUCUGUUUUGGCGGGUGCCAAGAAGGCCGGAAAGAAGAACUCUGUUGUGGUUGAUUUGAGUGCCGAUUACCGAUUCGACGAACCCCGUGACACCAACUGGAUCUACGGUCUCCCCGAACUCAACGACCGCUCAAAGAUCUCACAAGCGACCCUCAUCUCCAACCCAGGAUGUUACGCAACAGGCGCCCAGCUCGCAUUGGCACCACUAAUCCCUCACCUCUCCUCCCCACCCACGGUCUUCGGUGUCUCCGGAUACUCUGGAGCAGGAACUAAACCAUCCCCGAAAAACGACACCACCAACCUUCAGGACAAUUUAAUCCCAUACUCCCUCACCGACCACAUCCACGAACGCGAAAUCUCCCACCGUCUAGGCUCGAAAGUCGCGUUCAUCCCUCACGUCGGACAAUGGUUCCAGGGUAUCUCGCUCACGGUCUCGAUCCCCCUCGCUAAGACCAUGACCUCCCGCGAGAUCAGGAACCUCUACACCGAAUUCUACGCCUCCGAGAAACUCGUCGAAAUCAUCGGCGAGGAACCUUCGGUCAAGGACAUCGCCGGUCAACACGGUGUCAGGAUUGGUGGAUUCGGCGUUAACCAGGCUGGGGACCGCGUUGUUGUUGUUGCGACGAUUGAUAACUUGUUGAAGGGUGCUGCUACGCAGUGUUUGCAGAACUUGAAUUUGGCGUUGGGUGUGGGAGAGUUUGAUGGUAUUCCGUUGAUGGGGAGUGGGGAGAGGUUGAUCGUUCCUGCUGUCAAUGUUCAUCAGAAGUAG
Messenger RNA from Saitoella complicata NRRL Y-17804, 1110 nucleotides. RefSeq names its product putative acetylglutamate kinase. The transcript has a single exon. Gene Ontology annotation, biological process: L-arginine biosynthetic process. Bases 1 to 1110 code for a protein of 369 amino acids. The record is from RefSeq and is a predicted model, not a curated record. NCBI's taxonomy places the organism in Eukaryota, Fungi, Ascomycota, Saitoellomycetes, Saitoellales, Saitoellaceae. Gene Ontology annotation, molecular function: NAD binding; N-acetyl-gamma-glutamyl-phosphate reductase (NADP+) activity; NADP+ binding.